GACUUUUUUCCCAAUCAAUUUCCUUGAAUUCGACUGAUAAGAAAUGAACAUUUCACUGAUACGACUGUGACGACGGCGAAAAGCGAGAAAAAAAGAAAAAAUUGUUUUUUUUUCCAACCAAUUUUUUCUCAUUUCUCUCACCACCCUGCAGCUGUGCGUGCGACAAUAAAUUUCCUUCUUCGCUCCGUUCAAUAUUUUAUAUUUAUUUUCGCAUCAUAUGGACACUAUCAAAACUGUCAAAGUUGUGGUUGUUGGGGAAUCCGGAGCCGGAAAAACUGCCUUGCUCACGUGUUUUCUCGAUAACACAUUUGAAACCGACCCGCUGACGACGAUCGGAAUCGAUUUUAAGCAUAAAAUUGUGCAAUUGAAUGAUGGACAGUCAAUUCGCCUUCAAUUAUGGGAUACCGCAGGCCAGGAGAGAUUCCGACAACUAGCGCCUGCCUACAUUAGAAGUGCUCGUGUGGCUCUUCUUGUCAUUGAUCUUUCAGAUGAAAACUGCGUGGAACAUUUGAUCCGAUGGAAGGGAAUAAUCGAUAAAAAUAAAAGUGAUUUCACUUCAACAAUUAUUGUUGGAAACAAGCACGAUCUUGUUAGUGAAAAACGAUCUCCCCGUCUAACUGCAAUAAUCCGUGAGACAAACGACGAAUAUAUUGAAACUUCGGCAAAAAUGAGAAAAAAUAUCAAAAAACUUUUUUCGUCGGUCGCUUGCCGCCCGUUUCCGGAGCACGAGACUAGUCAGAUUAUAUUAUUGAACGAGCCGCGACCAGUGGAAUCGGCGACAAAGAGGUGCUGUCAGAGAUGGUAGUUACGAGGAGGUGCUGCAUUCCGGAAUACUCUCAUUCUGAAAUAAAUAAAAAAUAAUUAAUUGUAAAAUUGCCACGCGUGGCCUAGAAAAAACUCGGCCAGCAGUUACCUUUUUCGCGCAGGCGAGCUCUAUAAUCGAUUGCUUUAAUGGUUCGACAUAAGCAUUGUCACAUCUCAAUAAAUUAUUGAUUAUCA
Molecule: messenger RNA, 999 nt
Organism: Caenorhabditis elegans
Lineage: Eukaryota; Metazoa; Nematoda; Chromadorea; Rhabditida; Rhabditidae
Gene: Y71H2AM.12
Product: Ras-related protein Rab-18
Exons: 6
Coding region: 218-805 (195 amino acids)
Molecular function (GO): GTPase activity; GTP binding
Source: RefSeq, marked reviewed